AUGGCACCCUCGCUCACUGAAACCGUUGCUCCUGUUUUUCCUGUCGUGGAAGACAAAGUCGCCUUCAAGGGUUUAGAGAGAACUCCAAUCAAGCUCAACAGAGCUCUUGAUGUUUUUGAAUCUUUCGAUGUCACCCCUGUAAUUGGAAGAGAAUUCCCUAAUGCGAAUCUGAGAGACUUUCUCCGCGCUCAAAACUCGGAUGAAUUGCUUCGCGAUCUCGCUGCCACCAUCUCCCAACGAGGUGUUGUAUUCUUCCGCAAGCAGGAUGGUCUCGACGAUGACCUGCAGAAGGAACUCGUCCAGCGUCUGGGUGAACUCUCAGGAAAGCCAAAAACCUCCGGGUUGCAUAUCCAUCCGGUCGCUAAUUCAGGACGCGAAGAAAGUGUCGAAGACGAUGAGAUCAGCGUUAUUAGCUCUCAACAGCGAAAGAAACUGUACAUCGACCGCAGCGUCCGCAAGCAGACUGCUCGACGGGAGUGGCAUAGCGAUAUCACUUUCGAGCCUAUCCCGAGUGAUUAUACCCUCUUGCGAUUGACCGAGCUUCCGAGAACCGGCGGCGACACUCUAUGGGCUUCUGGGUAUGAGGUUUACGACCGUCUCUCGGAGCCAUACCAGAAAUUCCUGGAAGGACUCACGGCCACCUACGCCCAACCACGUUUCAACGAAGUCGCCAAGAACAACAACUUCAAGAUCCAUCCCGGCCCUCGAGGCGCACCCGAGAAUGUCGGCGAGGAACUUCGCGCUGAGCAUCCAGUUAUCCGUACCAACCCAGUAACAGGGUGGAAGAGCGUUUUCGCCGUGGGGACACACGUGCAGAAGAUCAACGGUCUUGCGGAAGAGGAAAGCAACCAUCUGCUGAAUUGGUUCGUUAAUCUUAUUGUGGAGAAUCAUGACCUGCAGGUCCGCUUGCGCUGGCAGAAUCCCAACGAUCUCGCUAUCUGGGAUAAUCGAUCGGUGUACCAUGCCGCAACCUGGGACUAUGAAGAGAUCGGUCCACGGACGGGUCAUCGGGCCGUUGGGGUCGGAGAGCGACCCUAUUUGGAUCCCAAGAGCACUGGUAGGCGUGAGGCACUGGCUCAGGGAGAAGAACCAGUGUAG
Messenger RNA from Penicillium argentinense, 1098 nucleotides. RefSeq names its product TauD/TfdA dioxygenase family protein. Bases 1 to 1098 code for a protein of 365 amino acids. The transcript is spliced from 4 exons. Gene Ontology annotation, cellular component: cytoplasm. Gene Ontology annotation, molecular function: 2-oxoglutarate-dependent dioxygenase activity. Lineage: Eukaryota; Fungi; Ascomycota; Eurotiomycetes; Eurotiales; Aspergillaceae. The record is from RefSeq and is a predicted model, not a curated record.